AUGGGCAUCACCGAUUUCCUCUCGGACCUGUACUCGUCCGUCGUCACCCAGGACGUCGUUGCCGAGGCGCCCAAGGCCGACACUGGCGACGAACACCAGAGCGGUAAGAACCAAGGAACCUACGGAUCUGGAACCGCACAGCAGCGAGGAGCGAGCGUGCGCGGCGGCGCCUCUGCCGUCGCCACACCAGCCACCGCCGGAGCGUCCAAGGAGAGUCCGCAAGAGGCCGAAGUCAAUAAAGCUGAUGAGAAGAAAGGCGAGGACACCAAGACCGAGGAGGAACCCGAAGAGGAGCCCGAGGCGGAAGAGGAAGAGGAAGAGGAGGAGGAGGAGGAGGAGCCCGAGGAUAUCAAGGAGAAGCUCGAGGAGGAGUGCGCCGAGACGCCCGAGUGCUCGCCGGCCAAGCACCACUACGACCACUGCGUCGAGCGCGUCACCAAGCAGAUCGAAGACAACGGCAAGGCCGAUGAGGACUGCGUCGAGGAGUUCUUCCACCUGGCCCACUGCGCCACCGCAUGCGCCGCCCCCAAGCUGUUCGCCCAGCUCAAGUAA
Diplodia corticola is the source of this 552-nucleotide messenger RNA. RefSeq names its product ubiquionol cytochrome c reductase hinge protein. The record is from RefSeq and is a predicted model, not a curated record. The transcript is spliced from 3 exons. Gene Ontology annotation, biological process: mitochondrial electron transport, ubiquinol to cytochrome c. Lineage: Eukaryota; Fungi; Ascomycota; Dothideomycetes; Botryosphaeriales; Botryosphaeriaceae. The coding region runs from base 1 to 552 and encodes 183 amino acids.